This is a messenger RNA of Pseudonaja textilis, 1400 nucleotides long. Lineage: Eukaryota; Metazoa; Chordata; Lepidosauria; Squamata; Elapidae. The record is from RefSeq and is a predicted model, not a curated record.
GACAGUACGAGGCGCGUUGCAACGUUCGAUCAACGCCCGGGCGCCAUUCCAGGGCCCGCCCACUCCUCCGGCUGCCGCGGCCGGGGCUGGAGUGCGUGGCGCUUCUCGGCUCACGUCCUUCGCCUGCGGCCAUGUGAGCUACAGCCGGUCGGGUAUCUGGUCGUCUGAAAUCAAGCGCGUCGCUCGACUCCGGGGUUUGUUGCGGCCAGCUCGGGCAAGGAAUCCCAGGCGGCAAGUGGCAGAAGCUAGGAGGAAACUAGAUAUGUUGAGCUUCUAAAUGGACUGCAUCCUAACAGGGACCCCGAAUUAAAUGGAUAUUUGAACUCUUUGCAAUAAUGAAAAUGUGACUGAUGUUGCAUCUGUCAUGAUGUCUAGCAACAUAAAAGACAGUCUUGAGCUUCAAGUGGCAGAAUUGGAAAUGCUUUUGUCUAUGUUUCCUAAUAAAGGAGAAAUAACUCUUCAAGAUGAAAAUGUUUUCGAGAAUAUUCAGAGGUACCUGAAAAAUACAACUGAAAAUCUCCUGCCUAAAAUUGAGUAUUCAGUUGCUGUUCCUAUAAAUGAAACCAAGGCCAUUGUAGAUUUGCAGGUGGAAUUGCCUCACCGUUACCCCUAUGUGACACCACAACUUUUUGCGAGAUCAAGUACACUAGACAGGCAACAACAGUUGCAGCUCAAUAAAGACCUUACCUCUUAUAUUUCUACUUUGGAGCCCGGAGAACUUUGUAUAUGCGCAGCUGUUCGGUGGUUACAGGAUAACAGUACAUUCAGAGUACAAAACAGUGAAGUUUGUGAAAGAACAACAAGGAAAAAAAUAGUCAAAGCACCAUUUAAACGCAUGUGGAUUUACAGCCAUCAUAUAUACCGACAAGAACUGAGGAAAAAGAUCUUUGAAUAUGCAAAGAAAUUAAAUCUGACUGGUUUCUGCCUAGCUGGGAAGCCUGGGGUGAUUUGUGUGGAGGGCACAAAAGAAAACUGUGAAGAGUUUUGGCAUAUUAUUAGAUACCCCAAUUGGAAACACAUUUCCUGCAAGCAUCUUGAGACUGGAGAAGUAGAAGGAAAUGGAGAAAAUUUUCGCCUCUUUCAGACCUUUGAAGAUUUACAGUUUCAAGCUCAUGGUGAUUAUGGAUUAAGGAAUGACUAUCACAUGGACCUUGGUCAAUUCCUAGAAUUUCUUAAGGUUCAUCAAAGUGAACACAUAUUUCAGAUCUUAUUCGGCAUUGAAGGAAAAAGUCCUGACAUUUAGCACAAGUUUAUUCCCUCUCUGGUUCUUGACGAGGUUUUGAAAUCUUCAAUCAAGAGCAAAUGUGCUAGGAGGACAGUUCUGGGUUAUAUUUGUAUGAAAUCAAGGGGGAGGAUUGGUGUGAUUAAAAUAUAUGAUAUAGUAAAAUAAAAUCCAGUCU